UGGUAUAGGCUUCCCUCACCUGGGCACUGGCACUGGGGAGCGGGGCACCCCAUGAAGCCGCAUCGCCUGGCGCUGACCCACAGCCUGGUCCUGCACUACGGGCUCUACAAGAAGAUGAUCGUUUUCAAACCAUACCAGGCAUCCCAGCAUGACAUGUGCCGAUUUCACUCCGAGGACUACAUAGACUUCCUGCAAAGAGUGAGUCCCAACAAUAUGCAGGGAUUCACCAAGAGCCUCAACGCCUUCAACGUGGGCGAUGACUGCCCAGUGUUUCCAGGCCUCUUUGAAUUUUGCUCUCGCUAUACUGGGGCCUCCCUGCAGGGAGCAACACAGCUGAACAACAAGAUCUGUGAUAUUGCGAUAAACUGGGCAGGGGGCCUGCAUCAUGCCAAGAAGUUUGAGGCUUCUGGGUUUUGUUACGUUAAUGACAUAGUUAUCGGCAUCCUGGAGCUGCUCAAAUAUCACCCACGUGUUCUGUAUAUUGAUAUUGAUAUCCAUCAUGGAGACGGUGUGCAGGAGGCUUUCUACUUGACAGACCGUGUCAUGACAGUGUCCUUUCAUAAAUAUGGGAACUAUUUCUUUCCUGGUACAGGUGACAUGUAUGAAGUUGGUGCAGAGAGUGGUCGUUACUACUGUCUCAACGUGCCUCUGCGAGACGGCAUUGAUGACCAAAGUUAUAAACACCUCUUCCAGCCAGUCAUUAACCAGGUGGUAGAUUACUAUCAGCCCACCUGCAUAGUACUGCAGUGCGGUGCUGAUUCUCUGGGUUGUGACCGUUUGGGUUGUUUUAACCUCAGUAUAAGAGGACAUGGGGAGUGUGUGGAGUAUGUAAAGAGCUUCAACAUCCCGUUGCUGGUACUCGGAGGAGGUGGUUACACAGUCCGCAAUGUGGCGCGAUGCUGGACUUACGAAACGUCAUUGCUUGUAGAUGAAGCAAUUAGCGAAGAGCUCCCAUACAGUGAGUACUUUGAAUACUUUGCUCCAGACUUCACUCUUCACCCUGAUGUCAGUACAAGGAUUGAAAAUCAGAACUCCAGGCAGUACUUGGAUCAGAUCAGGCAGACAAUAUUUGAGAAUCUGAAAAUGCUGAACCAUGCUCCCAGCGUGCAGAUCCAUGAUGUUCCUUCUGACUUGCUCAGCUAUGAUCGCACAGAUGAGCCUGAUCCAGAGGAAAGAGGCUCUGAGGAAAACUACAGCAGGCCUGAAGCUGCCAACGAGUUUUAUGAUGGUGACCACGAUAACGACAAAGAGAGUGAUGUUGAGAUCUGAGGGCUCUAGUGUGGGGCUCCGGACUAUGGGGGGUCCCGCAUCGGACAUGGGUGCUUGGAGCAGACAACUGGGCCAUGUAGGAGCCAGUUAGCCCUCCCUUCAUAUUUGGUUGCAUGCGGUGGCAGCAGAAACAACACCACUGCAGGCUUCUGCUACCUGGAGAGGCAGAGAGCAGUGAAAUGUGUUCCUUACUUUCCACCA
Molecule: messenger RNA, 1470 nt
Organism: Nipponia nippon (crested ibis)
Lineage: Eukaryota; Metazoa; Chordata; Aves; Pelecaniformes; Threskiornithidae
Source: RefSeq, a predicted model, not a curated record